Messenger RNA from Myripristis murdjan (pinecone soldierfish), 9656 nucleotides. It is a transcript of the gene cux1b, whose product is annotated as cut-like homeobox 1b. Gene Ontology annotation, molecular function: DNA-binding transcription factor activity, RNA polymerase II-specific; RNA polymerase II transcription regulatory region sequence-specific DNA binding. Gene Ontology annotation, cellular component: Golgi membrane; nucleus. The coding region runs from base 41 to 4222 and encodes 1393 amino acids. Lineage: Eukaryota; Metazoa; Chordata; Actinopteri; Holocentriformes; Holocentridae. The record is from RefSeq and is a predicted model, not a curated record. Gene Ontology annotation, biological process: intra-Golgi vesicle-mediated transport; regulation of transcription by RNA polymerase II. The transcript has 23 exons.
UCUCUAUCAGCAUCUCAUUCCUGUCUCAAUAUGUCUCAAGAUGGCGGCCAAUGCAGGAUCGAUGUUUCAAUAUUGGAAGCGUUUUGACUUACAACAACUACAGAAAGAACUAGAUGCCACCGCCACACAGCUUGCCAACAGACAGGACGAGAGUGAACAAUCCAGGAAGAAACUAAUCGACCUGAGCCGCGAGUUCAAGAAGAACACACCAGAGGAUUUACGGAAACAGGUUGCCCCCUUGCUCAAGAGCUUCCAAGGAGAGAUCGAUGCCUUGAGUAAGAGAAGUAAAGAAGCAGAGGCCGCCUUCUUGAACGUGUACAAGAAAUUAAUCGAUGUCCCAGACCCUGUACCUGUGUUGGAGCUGGCUCAGCAGCUGCAGCUGAAGCUCCAGAAAAUGCAUGACAUUGAGACAGAAAACACCAAACUUCGAGAGACACUGGAGGACUACAACAAGGAGUUUGCGGAGGUCAAGAACCAAGAGGUGACCAUCAAGUCCUUGAAGGAGAAGAUCCGGGAGUACGAGCAGUCUCUGAAGAACCAAGCGGAGAACCUGGCCCAAGAGAAGCAGCUUCAGCUACACAACGACUAUGCAGAGAAGGAGAGGAAACUCCAGGAGAGCCAGGAGUCCAUGUCCUCAAGGUUGGAAGAGGCCGAACACAAGGCCCAGUCCCUACAGACAGCACUUGAAACAACUCAGGCAGAGCUCUUUGAUUUGAAGACCAAGUAUGAUGAGGAGUCCACAGCAAAGGCCGAUGAGAUUGAGAUGGUGAUGACAGACCUGGAAAGAGCCAAUCAGCGUGCAGAAGCAGCUCAGAGGGAGGCGGAGUCACUGAGAGAGCAGCUGUCUGCAACCAAUCAAUCGCUGCAGCUCGCCGGCCAGAUCCAGGCCAACCCUGACAAGGAGCAGCCAGUGGAGGCAGUGUCCCGCUCCAGUCUGGAGGCGGAGCUUGGGGCCAAAGAAAGGGAGACCACCCAGCUGGUGGAGGAUGUCCAGAGACUGCAGGCCAGCCUGACCAAACUCCGAGAGACCACCAGCUCCCAGAUCACACAGCUGGAGCAGCAGCUCAGCGCCAAGACUGCCACUCUCAAGGAACUGGAGGAGAAACUGCAGAAGCAGGCUGACUAUGAGGAGGUGAAGAAGGAGUUGAGUAUCCUCAAGUCUAUGGAGUUUGGGCCUUCAGAUUCAGUUCAGGAUUCAUCCAAACCCCUGGAGGUGCUGUUGCUGGAGAGGAACCGCAGUCUUCAAUCUGAGAGCGCCUCUCUGCGCAUCGCCAACACUGAGCUGAGUGGGCCAGCCGGGCGGAAAGGGACAGAAGCGUCCACACCCAAGGAGGAGACAAUGCCCAGCGACCCCUCUUCUUCGCCCCCUCCUCCUCUUCCCUCUCUCCCUUCCUCCUCCCAGCUCCCCCUGUCUCGCACUCACACGGACACCCUCAACACCACCACCAACACCAGCAGCAGCAGCAGCAGCAGUGAAACACACCCCUUCACUCCUACGGGCAUUGGACAGGACUUCUACUCCCCUGCCUUCCCCCUGGUGGGAGGCAAGAUGGCUCUGAGCUCCCUGCUACAGCGGCAGCUCCUCCAGACCUUCUACUCCAAAGCCCUGCAGGAGUCGUCUGGAAUCCCAGGCGGGGCUCUGCUGUUCGCCCCCUUCACUCCAACCCUCAGCUCCAUCCCUACCUCCACCCCUGGUUCUGGGUCUGCUGGCAUCCCUCUGGCAGCCAGCAGCCCUCAGCCGCCUCCAGCCAGCCCAGACAUGGCUACUGUUAACGGAAGCAGCACCGCUGGCAGCGCCCCGUCGCCCUCCCCCAACCACUCUGACGCCACCACCGGCAGCAUUCUGGAUGGGGAGGACAUGGACACGGCAGAGAUCGCCCGGCAGGUGAAAGAACAGCUGAUCAAGCACAACAUUGGUCAGCGUGUGUUCGGCCACUACGUGCUGGGACUGUCCCAGGGCUCAGUCAGCGAGAUCCUGGCCCGACCCAAACCCUGGAGCAAGCUCACCAUCCGUGGGAAGGAACCCUUCCACAAGAUGAGGCAGUUCCUCGCUGAUGAGCAGAACAUCCUUGCACUACGCAGCAUCCAGGGACGACAGAGAGAGGGCUCAGGCCAGCCCCAGCUUAGCCGAGUGUUUCAGGACGUUCCGAAGCGGAGAGCCCUCUCCGAUACAGCUUCGCACACAGGUAACAUCACUGCUCGCGUCCGCACACCAGAAGCAGGUUCAGAUGAGGCCAUCAAGUCCAUUCUGGAGCAGGCCAAAAGAGAGCUGCAGGUGCAGAAAGCUGACUUGUCCCAUGCUCCCUCCUCGUAUGGAGGGCUUAAAGGAGGUGGUGGAAGCGGAUUGGGAGGUGGAGGGGGCAGUGGUUCAGAUGAGGCCAUUCGCUCCAUCCUAGAGCAAGCUCGCAGAGAGAUGGAGGCCCAGCAGGCGGCACUGGAGCCCAUCCUCAAAGCCUCUUCUUCCUCCUCCUCUUCAGCGUCCCUGUCUCAGAGGGACCUGCUGGGCUCUCCACUCACCGCCCCCCUCCCCCCUUACAACCCCCUAUCCCUGUCCCUCAAGAAGCCUCCCAGUUCUCUUUUGUCCUCCCCCUCGUCCCCAUCUCCAAUCCUGGAUUUCAGUUCCAAUGUGAAGAGGGAGGGCAGGGCUUCUUCAGGGAUAGAUAUGACCGUUGACAGCACUGCCAGACUGGGCAGGACCUCAGAAGGGCUGGCCCGCUCAGGAAGUGGUGGAGGAAUAGGUCACUGGAGAGAGCAGUGGUGGAGCAACAUGCACACAGACCCCCGCAGGACAAUACCUACCCAGCCAGGAGAGGAGAACCACACCCAGGAGGACUCCAAAGAGGGAAUAUUGAGUGAUAGUCUAUCUCGACACAAACCGUGGAACAAGUUGAACCAGAGAGGCAGAGAGCCGUACCUCCGCAUGCAGCUGUGGCUCAAUGGAGACCAGGGACAGAACACACACACCCAGCAAGCUCAGAACCAAGAGGGCACUCCCAAGACGUCAGCGAGCUGCAGCCCCGCUCCAGAGUCACCCCUCAGUUCAGCAGAGGAGUCUGUCAAUGGUCUAGCAGGGGAUCCACUCGCUCCUCAGUCCUCCAGUCUCAAACCUCCUUCUGAAGAGCCCUCAGGUGGGGAGUCCCAGCCUGGUACUCCCUUAUCUCUUCCUGGUCCCCACUCGGGCCUCAGCAUCCAGGAGAUGGUGGCAAUGUCUCCAGAGCUGGACACUUAUGUCAUCACCAAGAAGGUUAAGGAAGUGCUGACUGACAACAAUCUUGGCCAGCGUCUGUUUGGGGAGAGUAUCCUGGGUCUGACUCAGGGUUCUGUCUCAGACUUGCUGGCCAGGCCCAAACCCUGGCACAAGCUCAGCCUGAAAGGCAGGGAGCCCUUCGUCCGCAUGCAGCUCUGGCUCCAGGACCCACACAGUGUGGAGAAACUCAUGGACAUGAAACGCCUGGAGAAGAAAGCUUACAUGAAGAGGCGACUGAGCUCCUUGAGUGAUAGCCAUUCUGUGGACAGUGGCUUGGUGGGGCCAGAUUUCCACCAGGGGUCCCAGAGCCCGGGACAGCAGCAGCUGAAGAAGCCCAGGGUGGUGCUGGGCCCUGAAGAGAAGGAGGCCCUGAAGAAGGCCUACCAGCAGAAGCCCUACCCCUCCCCCAAGACCAUUGAGGAGCUGGCCUCCCAGCUCAACCUGAAGACCAGCACUGUCAUCAACUGGUUCCAUAACUACAGGUCACGUAUCCGGCGAGAGCUCUUCAUAGAAGAGAUCCAGGCAGCUGGCGGGGUGGGACCUGGUAGCGAGGGGGGCUCCCCUUCCCUCCGUGGGUCCAAAUCAGGAGAGGGGGACAGCUGUGAUGGGACAGAAUCUGAUGGCACAGUGGAGACCCGCCAGGGCCUGUCCUCUGGCCUGGAGGAUCACAGAGCAGUGUGUAAAGACCAGGACAUGGAGGCCGGGUCUGAGGCAGGGGGCUCCUCUAAUUCCCCCGGCCAGAUAGACUGCAGCACCUCAGGCUCCAGCUGUGGGCAGGGUGGCCUGGGGCUCUUCAGCCUCACAGAGGCAUCCUCCAGUGGCUCUGCCCCUAGUAAUAACAUCCCAGCCUCUGGCCCAGCCAGAAACCCCAGGGACAAUAAUCUGCGCAAGAAGAAAGCAGCCAAUCUCAAUAAUAUCAUUCACAGGCUGGAGAAGGCUGCCAGCAAAGAGGAUCCCUCAGAGUGGGAGUUCUAGCUCCCUCUGACCAUCCUUCCAUCCCUCUUGUUGCAUAACCUCACGACCUCUAACCUUGGACCCCUCCUGCUCUGUUCCAGUUGGAGAGUGGACGCAGCCAAAGUCAAGCUCAGCAGCCAUUUUUAUUACAUAGAAGCUUUCCCAAUAGAGGAAAGAAACAAAGAGUGGUUGGCAAAACCCCUAAAAAGAAGAUAUACUGAAUACAUAGAAGAACAAAAUAAGAGAACUAAUGUGUCUCCUUUUUUCUUUUUUUCUUUCUUUUUUGUUUUUUCUUUUUCUUUCUUUUUUUUUUUUUUUUUUUACUGAGUUUUGUUUUUGUACUGAGAAAAGCACUUAGCCGUCCUGCUGGCCUCUGGCCCUGCUGUACCUCCCCCUAUCACCAGCCACUGGUGCACCAGACUGGUUAGUCCUGAGCUGGGGUCUGACCCACAGCUGGGGUUGAAACCUGGACUCAGUAAAACAGGCAAGGCCUGACACAGCAGCUGUCACAGUGAUAGACACUGAUAGAUGAUAGGUAGAGACAGGAACUCUCUUACAAGAACUCUCACUUUCUUAAAGGAGAUUUUUUUCCGCUCUUCUUCUCACCUCCCAAGUGUCCACAAACCUCCCCUCACUCAGUGAGACGCCUCAUUUUUCACACUGUAGAGUGACUGUUACAAACCCUUUGCCUUUUUCACUCACGGCGUGCGUGUGUGUGCGCGCGUUUGUAUGUUUGGGGUUGUGUCAGUGUGCACGUGUGUGUACACACACCCAAACUGGGGUGUGUGUGUGUGUUCUCUCCUCAAUGGCAGCAUGAUGUUUUUUUAAUUUCACUCCUACACUCUUAAGAGGGUAGCUGAAAGCCGGUCGGUCGUGCUGCCAUGGUUACUGAUGUAAGAAAGAUGAACUUUGACCUGUUGUGUCCCGUAUCCUAUCCUGCUGACAGCCAUGUGAUGGCCAGAAGGAUCUCGAAUUCCUCACAAACACACGCACUCAUCUGAAGAGGAAGGAAGGAAGGAACCCUCUUUUUGUCUCCUCAAGCCCUUCUUUUAAGGAUGAAGGAUGAUCUCUUUUUUUUAAAUAUUGCAAUUUGGUUGCCAAUAAGAGAUUGCACAGUCUAUUGACUCUAAAGAGUACAAAAUAGGGAAUUUUAGGAAGCAUUUUUAAUUAGUACAAAAUAAGAACAGAAAAUAAGAGAAUAACAAGUUACUGUUUUAAAAAAAAAAAAGAACACAUUAGAAUGGAAUAAUGUUGCGUUGUUGAAAUACGAUACAAUGAAUUCACGUAGUACUGUAGCUGUCUGACAUGGUGAUGAUACGAUACAUGUCUCUUGUUGUUUUGGGUAGUGCACAUCACAGCUUCACCCGGCUUUGGACCUGCCGGGUCUGUGUCUGCACCGCCAACAAAUUUUCUCUGUUCACAACACACAUCUUUUAUAGGCCAAAUCAGGAAGAGUGUGUGUGUGUGUCUGCCUGUGUGUUUGUGUGUGUCCUAUGUGUAUUUGUAUUUGCCUGCGUGUGAGUCGGGGUCGAGGUCAAUUCACUUGGAAUUAAAUGUUAGGGGCGUGAGAGUCUCAACUUUUAUGAACUUCUGUAAUGAAAAAAGGUCUGAUUUUAGAAAAUGAAUUGCAUUGUACAUUAUUAAUGUACAUUUUGAUGUGAUUACCAUGAAAGUGAAUUCACCCCCACCUCAGUGUGAGUAGUUACCACUCUCCUCCAGUCUAUCCUGUAUCCAGGGAUGUAAGUCUUUUGCAUUGAAUUCUACUGUAUACACUACAAAUUAUAAGGCAUAUCACCUCCUCCCUCUCCCACACAAGCCCUCAGUGCCUGUCAGCCCACUGCCUCCCCUUUGUGUGUGUGCAUGUGUGUGCAUGCACACGCAUGUCAAUACAUGCGUGUGCAGAGGCGUGCGUGAUUGAGGAGUGUUCAGUGUUUCCAAUGAGUGGGGUCAUAUUUCGUAUCUAAUUGCACACACUACUAGUGCACAACUGACACCCUUCUUUAAGCUGUUUGAUGCAUUACCAUUACAUUAAUCUUCUCACAAAGUAGUGUAAUACUAUGAUUUACUGUAGCUUGGUUUUAUUGCUAUUUUGCAUUUAUAGUUUGGUUUUUAUUCUGCUUAUUUAUAGGUGCUGUAUUUUUCAUUUAAUGUCUUAUCGUUUGAGUUGUCUAUUUUGUAAGGGAUUAUACUGUUCUUGAGGGCAAGUAACAUUUUUAUUAGACGUAUAGACUGCCGGCAGUAUUGGUUAAUAUUUACAAAGAUGUACUAGUUUUCAUUUGUUUGUAUAUUCAUGAAUCCUAAAGUUUAGUGUCAUUUCAAUAGCUUUGAAUUAUGUGUUUGCUACAGUUCAUGCUCCCAGAGGCAUAAAGCUUUUACUACAACAAUUAUGCUCUUAAAUUGCUAGCUAGAGAAAUCAAAGGACAUAUCAAGAUCACUGAAUAUGAUAGCAUAUCUCUCAUCCUGUUUUCCAUGCUCCGAUAAUAUCUUUUUGGCUGUUUCUUGGGCAAGCCCGACACUAACGCUCAGCAGGACGUGCAGCUUUCUUAAGAUAGACUAGACUCCAUCCACACGAUAAUCGCAUCAACAUAAUUGACAGGUCCAAGUGUAUACACUAUAUGUCAAGUAGGUCAAAUGAAAUUACCUAAACUUGAGAACACAAGUUAACUUGAAAGAGGUCAUCAUAUCUGCCAAAUUGAGAUUAGAGAAGUAUACCAGCUAGCAGGUGUGCUAUGCCAGAUUGAACAGAGAUAGCCAGUUUAUGAUUAUGCAUUAUCUAUAUAGCAGUCCAUAACAAAGCACUUAUUAGGAUCUUUAUUGAAGACUUAAACUAGGACAGGGUCUGUAAACGUUACACUAGAGUACACUCCCGGGAUCCUGGGAAAUGUAUGCCUUUAAAAAAAAAAAAGUGGUUCUGAACCAAGCACAGACUCUUAUCCGCAUCCUAACACUAAAAAUAAAAUGUAAAGUGGGAAUGCCCAUGUUUUUGUGCUUUAUCUUCCUAUCUACCAGCCCUUAGGAUAUUUCAAGGCAUUGCCACAGAUAACUGUAUGACAGUAAGGAUCAUUUUAGUUCUAAACAGAGUUUUUAGAUAUUUUGGUAACCACCUGCAUUUUUUUAAAAAAAAAUCUAAAAUCCCAGUCCAUCCUAAAGCCCCAGUAAUAAUUCCCUUUUCCUGAAUUUGCAUCCAGAUAUACUGACAAAAAUAUCAAGAGAUGCUGGUAACCCCAUUUAACUGCAUCAGGUAAACAACAUUAGUUAAAAUUGGAUUUUCUAAUGUGUGUCACUGUAACCUUCCUCAACCAAGAUUUGUUAUUCCUGUUGACGACCGAUGUAAAACAUCUGUCUGCGGAGGAUUGAAGGCAUAUUGCCCUCUUUUGGACUGCUUGGACCAGACAACCACAGUGUGUUUUAUGGUGAUUAAUAGCUACUGUAGAGUAUAAGCACUUAACCCAUUACCCAUUUUAUAGCCAGAUUCAUCCACUCGCCUAGACCAUGUGAGAUCAUCAGAUUUGUGCCUUUAACUGCCAAGCAGGGCACCAAACUAGUGAUGUCAUUAGAAGUAGACUUAAAUUAAAACAUCUUAUUCAUUCUGUUGUGUUUUUUUCACCCAGGUUGUUCGUAAUAUAUAUCCCACGUUCAGAUCCUUUGUCCAAAUUUAUUUCUCGAAAAUGGUACUUAAAAGCCGACUUUUCUCAGCUCACCCCUCUGAGAGAGGGUUGUACAGUGAAAAAGAAAAGGAGAAAAAGGGCGCAGAAACUGUAGCCCUUUGAACUAGCAUAUUCUUAUGACUGACCUGCAGACGCGUAUGGUCUGGGUCUUGAUUCAGACAGUUCUCUCUGUUGUUUCCCACAAUGCAUUUCUUAUGUCGUUCAUACCUAACUAGCAGCGAAAGGCCAGAGCAUUGAAUGAAGGAGGAAGCAUGCAGACACAGCGUACACUGUAAUAACACUGAAUUUAUUCAUAGGGCAUUUUGUAUUUUUCUGUUUGCGUCAGGUUUGCUGUGACAUUAAUGGCACUACGGAUAUCGAUUUGGUUGCGUGCCAAUUAUGACGGUUAUCUGGAAAAGAGACCUGUAAAUACAGUCGAUCAAGUAGCUAUUGAUUCAAUAUUGUCACAGUAUGCUUUGCUUCUGUUUGAAGGCAGGAGGAGGAGAAGGGAUGAUUCAGGACUUUUCCAUGAUCCACAGAUAUUUUUCUACAAAUUUAAAUCAGAUGAUUCUAUACACUGUUGAAUAACAUUGUAAAGGUGUAACAGAUGCUGUAUAUCAUAUCAUGUUUUCUGAAGUUGUAAAGCUUUACUGUAUGAUCUGUUGAAGUAGUGGUUAUUCAUUUGACAUGUUAGUUGUAAUGGAAGCCCGAACAGCAGCACUGGUCACCAUAUUCAGGAAAAAAAAGAAAAACCUCAGAUGUUUUUUGUAAUACUUUUAGAAUAUAUCUUAUGAAGUGGGUUUUGUAAGGAAACACUUUCCGAAUCAACGGUGCUGUAUGCAUAGCACACUCAGUAAUACAUACACACAUAAUGCAGCACAAAUACACUCAUCACUUAACUCCCCCCACCCCUACCCUUUGCGUGCUUUAUAAUUUUCUUGUUUGUUUUUUUGUUUUGUUUUGUUUUUUUUGUUUUUUUUUUUGCUCACCUCUCACAUUGGCUACUGCUAAUUACAUAAGUCUUAAACCAUUUCCUCUAAUCCCUUCAGUUGUUGUGUUAACUAUAUGAUCAGCUCCAGAGAUCAAAUCUUAAACUGUAAAAAAUUUAAAAAAAAUUCAACGAAUACUUAGAUUUUAAAGAGGAAGCAAAAAGCCAAAUAGUGAAAUAGCUAUCCACUUCUGUUCAAAAGCUUGCUGACAGUUUUGCUUAUGUUGCUACCUAAUGUCGCCGCUUCAGUUCAUCCAUCGCUUAAACCACAGUGUAGUCUGACAACCAAAUGACUUGGGGAGAUCCGUUCCCCCUCGGAAAGCUUUAAGAUGCUUGUUGAGGCUUUAGCAAGUUCAGAGUGUAUUUAGAUGAGUUCCAACCCGUCAUCAACAACGUGGAAGUAAUAAUUCUCAUAACUUCUCCCACUGCUAUAUUUUUUUGUGAGUGUGUGUGUGUGUGUAUGUGUGUGUGUAUGUGUGUGUUGUAGUACAAAAGGCUGCAUGACUGUAAAGGGAUGGUUAAGAUGUUUUUGAAAGUCGUUUCCCUAGCACUUCUGUCACUCCUGAGAUACUUCUCUCCUUGGGGUCUCCCUCUUUCAUUUUCCUUAUGUAUCAUUGUUUCUUUAUCUUUCUAUUUACUAAACGUAUCAUGUUGUUUGUUCUCAGCACUGUAAAACAGUCCCUUCUACAACAUUGAAAAGCAAUAUCACUGUAUGAAACGUUCACAAUGUAUUUGUUAUGAUUGACAUUUGAUUCAUCAUCAUUAUUAUUCACAUGCACCCUAGGUGUGAUAAUUGAAGUAAAUCUCUUUUAUACAAAUA